ACCCAAGACUCAAACAGGAGGUGAGUAGCGUGGGAAAAAGGGAGCUGGGAGCCUGGCUGGCGACAGGUAGGUGUUCUGGGUUCGCCGUUGCUGUUCGCACCUCUCCAGUUCGACCUGCCUCUUGUCCCUCUCUUUUGGUAGACCUGCAACUGUACUCGAUAGGCCAAAGCAAGAGCGCCACUUUUCCUUGUCUCGUGCAGCGAGGACGAAAAGUAUCAUGACCAUGAUGGCGGCAACGAGUCAACGGCGAACGAUUCCCGCAGACUGCGACCCGAAAUGCUUCCCCUACGUCAUGCAUACAAGCAACACCACCACCACCACCACCACCACUUCCACCACGACUGGCAAACAAAGACAUCGCAGCCAGAAUCCCAACCACAGUCGCAAUCUCAGCCAUAGCUACCACAGCGCUCCUCGCCAAUGGCAGGAGGCCGUCCCACGGCCUGCUACAGCUAAUCCUGCCCUCAAUCACAGCCAUGAUCCUGCGCAUGCUGCCCGUCCUACUCGCUCAAGAAGCCGUCUGCAAAAGCGCCCCUCACAGCACAUGUUGAAGAAGUCGGCCAGCGCUUCUGCAAUGUCGCAAACUGCCCCCCACCCCCGAAGACCAUCGCUGGAUCCAAAAGACAUGACAGCCUUGCCCCAAUUGCCGGACCAUGCUGUCCCUCAGCGAACUUCUUCUCUCCGAAAGAAAUCUCUUGGGACUAUUGAUCGUCCCAAAUCGAAGAAAGGCCCCUCUGACGAGCCAAAGUCUCCUCCCUCGACAACCCAUGCGGCUCUCUCCCUAAGACCCAAAUCUUCACCAGCAGAACAGAGCCCAAAGGCCGACUCUGACAGCGAAAAGUCAUCUUCAGGUGGCUCUCCUGGCCGUCCCAAUCCUAUCAGGACGGCACGCCAUCAACCGCUGGCUCCGAACGACCCUUCUCCGCUGAAUCCCCUCUACCACAUUCCAAGCUCAUAUUUCGCCCAUGUACCAACUCCCGACACGGCGCAACCCGCGACCUCUCCCAUCCCCAACUCCACGACAGAGAAGAACGAGCACGCGAUUCUGCCGCCCGGAUUCAAGCCGGGGAAAAGCGAGCACACCGAAGUUGAAGAGGUUAUUCGACCGGCGGUGACACACGAGGUCGUCAAACAGGACACAAAGGAGAUCGUGCAAGAAGAAAUCACCCGCGAAAUCCACGUGCACCACUACUACACCUACACCCAACCCAUCAAAGCCGUCGAAAUCCUCCCCGCCCGACACUUCCUGGUCGACGCCGAAACGGGGACGAAAGUCGAGAUCCCAGCGCCCGAGGGGUGGGUCAUGCCCAGCAACCUGCAGCCGUACAAGCCAGAUCUGAGCGGGAUGGGCGCAGUGACGCGGCAUUAUCUCGUCGACGACGAGCAUCCCAGCGGCGCUGCGGAGCCGGCCCCGCUGAAUGUCAAGAAGAAGGCAUCUUCGCAGGAUUUGAGGGCGACCAAGAAGUCCAGCGGUACCGGGAAUUGGACGCCAUUCCCGAAAGUGAGAUGACAUACGCAUUGCAUGUGUUCCAAAUCCCCCCUUGUCACAACACAGCCCGACCAAACCCCAGGUGUGAUUUGUCUCCCCCCCCCCCCCCAACCCCC
Cladophialophora immunda is the source of this 1605-nucleotide messenger RNA. RefSeq lists its product as uncharacterized. The transcript has a single exon. NCBI's taxonomy places the organism in Eukaryota, Fungi, Ascomycota, Eurotiomycetes, Chaetothyriales, Herpotrichiellaceae. The record is from RefSeq and is a predicted model, not a curated record. Bases 218 to 1510 code for a protein of 430 amino acids.